Molecule: messenger RNA, 3003 nt
Organism: Chironomus riparius
Lineage: Eukaryota; Metazoa; Arthropoda; Insecta; Diptera; Chironomidae
Source: the annotation of a GenBank genome assembly
AUGACAACAUUUGUACCAUCAGUAAAAGAGGAGAGACAUGAUGAAGCGGAAAUAAGGGAGCUGGCCAGAAAAAUGGUCGAAGCUCAUAAACUGCAAGCGGCAAAACAGACACAGCAAGUUACUAAUCAAUCACAAUCAUCGUUUUUGGGAUCAACGUUAACACAACAGAAUUCAAUACUUAAUUAUCUUCAGCGGAAACCAGCAGUAACGUCAUCAUCACAACAAAUGGCACAACAGACAGGUGCAAAUAAUUCAACAAACUCGACGACGACGACCACUAUGAAUGGAUCGUCAAAUCAUCACAAUCAUCAUACGAUUGUGGAGGAGGCAAAGCCGGCUGAUGAUGAGAGUCUUAAAGGACAUUUUGGUUGGGAAUCAUUCAACGGCGGGAAAAUUCACAUUCCUUAUAUUAUUCGACAAACUGAAAAAUAUUGCGCUGUGCGCAUAGUUGAACAAAAAUUACUUAAUAAAUAUCUUAAUGUGCUUCAUCAGGAUUUAUAUAAUUGUACUAGUAUCAGAAGUUAUUAUAUAACGGAUGUCGAGGCACGACUCUUAGAUGAAAUUAAUUUUCGACAUUGCGAUCAGUAUUUUGGUAAGGAGAAAUUUAGCAUGAAAGAUCUUAUUGUGCGACUGAGUGAUGCUCAAAAGUUUCAACAAUUUCUUGACGUAUGCUAUAAGAAACUUACUAAUUAUUCGACGCCAAAUGAUAAAUGUGGAUUUAUUCGUAUCAAUAGUGAAUCUGUAGUUCCUUAUACAGUUAGAGAUGGCCAAAAAAUGGUGCCACUCUUUUAUUUCGAAGGUGAAACAGAGAAUUUAAAAUUAAAGGCUGACUCAUUAAGUGGAUGGGAUUUAUCAUAUCUUAAGUUUUGUUGUAAAGUUCAAGGCAUUAGAAAUGAGUUGUUUGCUAGUGAUACGGUACCUGUAAUUAGUUUGGACGACAUUAAAGGAUACUUUCCACAAGGAACAAUCUUUGAGGAUUACUGGCCAAAUAAAGUUGUCGAUACGCAGCUCCUAAUGCCACAGAAAUCUCAUAAUAGUACUGUAAAUUGGACACAUCCACCACCAAAACAAAUUAUGAAUACUGCAACUCAGCAAAGGACAACUCAGCAACAAUUACAAGCCCAAAAGCAACAGCAGCAGCAACAAACACAAGCACAAACUCAACAGCAGCAGCAGCAACAGCAACAACAACAACAGACUCAACAGCAACAAAGAUCAAUGAAUAGUUUACAACAUAUGUAUCAGCAGAAUAUGGAUAUGAGCUACUUGAGAUCAAUGCAAGCGGGGAUGACGCCGAACCAACAGGCGAGUUUGGCUGCUCUCGCUUUAAGCAAUGGAUGGAGUAAUCAACUAACUCAAUCACAAUUAGAUCAAAUGUUCAGACUCACAUCAUCUGCACAAACUAAACAGGCAUCAUCUACCAGAUCGACGUACUCAAGACAGCAGCAACAACAGAUGCAAAGUUUAUUACAAAGUGGAAUGUAUCCUUACUCAGGUAGUGGAAUGUCAUUGAACAGCAAUGGACAUUCACGAAGUAGCAGUACUCAACAACCACCUCCACUUGUUCGAUCAGCACAGCAACAAAAUCAAAUGUCAAAUGGUUCAACGGCCCAAUUGCAAUUACGCUCCACAAAUAAUCCAUCAUCCGCAAACACACAAUCCAAUACCUCCUCCUCUUCCACAUCCUAUCCUUAUCCUGCCAGCAAUAGUAGUCUUAGUAGUAACAAAUAUGAAAAUAGUAAUAAUAAUGUUGUGACAAUAACUCGAUGCCCAUCCAACGCGACAAGUAAUAAUAAUAAUAAUAAUCAUAGUACUAGUAGCAAUAGCAGUAGUCAAAAUCCAGCAUCCUAUUUGAAUCGAAUUCCGGCUUCAACGACAAUCACGCCAACACAAUAUUUGAACAGUAAUAGUAAUAAUAAUAAUAGUAAUAAUAGUAGUGGAAACAGCAAUUCAAAUAAUAAUAAUAAUAAUAAUAAUAGUAAGGAUCACUCGGUUCCUUCGUCUCUCUCAAUAUACCCGAAAAAUGCUCAAAACGGGAAUGCUCGAAGUAUAAUUCAAUCUAAUAUUUCGCCGGUAAUUGCAUCUCCAACUCGAGCUAGUCCGGCGGCUGGUUUUGCAAAGCAACCAUCCAUAUCUCCGGCAUCUCAAAUUCAAAAUCUUCCUGUUGUGCUACAACAACAAUUAAAUGAGUUAUUUUUGAAGCAAAACUUUAGUGAUCCUGAAGUACUUAAAGAGACUCUCAUGCAAUAUACGAAUUUGUAUUCAAAUAUGAAAACACAGCAACAAAACCCUAAUAUUGCUGGUAGUCAAUCCUCUCAUCUUGAUCAAGUCCAACAUCAAUUACAAAACCUUUCCUAUCCCCUACGAAAUAAGAGCGUAAUAACUACAUCACGUUCGAGUCCAUUGGAUGUAAUCGAUCUAUCUUCUAAUUCCCCUACUCCAAGGUCGAUGAGCGUAGCUGCACUUCAACUUCAGCAAGUUCAACAAGCUGCUGCCGCAUCAGCUGCAAAUAAGCGAGCACAUAAUGGAACAUAUAUGAAUGGAAAUUCUUCAUCUACACGAUCAAUGCAAUCGUCAGCGAGUAGUCGUCUACAGCAAAUGCAAAUGCAAAAUUCCCUUGCUGCUGGUAUGAAUGGAUAUGGAUCAUCACCAUACAAGAUUGAGAAAAGUUUCAUUGACAAUCAAAUGGUACAUUGCAUUAAUAUGAUACCAUAUUCACCAAAUAGUGACAUGAUUAUACCAUUGAGUGAGCUACGAGAUCAAUUCUAUCCAAGCGCAAAUUUGGAUAUUUGUAAACGUGUCAUGCAGGCAUUGGAUAUUAACUUAUAUAGCGGUACUAAGCCACAAUAUCAGGCAUAUACAGAGUUAGGUAAAACAAUAGCUGAUAAUGUACCAUUUGUUCGAGUAUGUGAUGUCAUAACAUAUUUACCACAGAUCAAUUAUAUGAUUCGAGGUCAAAUGGCAGAGGCUAAAAACGCAAGUAAGAGAGCUCGUAUCAGCUAG